UGGACUGUCAUGGCCGCCGUCGCUGUGGUUCCACAGAGAGGAGAGAAGGAAGGCAAAUGUUUCUACUGUGUGUUUUUUCAAGCUUCACCUUCUUCUCAUAAUGUCGGACGUUGACCGGACGCCGCAUCAACUUCCAUCGAGUUCAUAAUAUCUGCAAAUCUACAACUAUGGAAGAAGACCUCAUUAUACCUCAUGAUUCUGCCAAAAACUGCAGCAUAUCAGUAAUAGAGGAUGAAAAAGAAAAGGUAAAAGACUUUGUGUAUAAGCAUUUCAGAGAAGUGACAGAUGGGUCACUCUUCAAUAAUGCAGAAGAAUCAUCAAUUAAGGAACAUGGGAGUUCCACCAAGAAAGAGAAACAAACUCUCAACAAAACCCACUGUAAAAUUCAGCAAGGGGCUGUUUUCUCUGGAAAGAUUCUGAGUUUCGGAUGCUCAGUGUGUAAAGAUGAUUCCACAUAUAGCCCCAAUGAUCUCCUUAAACAUUUUCAAGCGGCUCAUAAAGGAACCCUUCCUACAUACCCUUGUGACCUGUGUGGUUUUGUCACAAACGAGUUUCCUGCUCUUCAGCGCCAUCGGAUUGAGCACAGAAAUACUCUGGUUACAUGUGAGCUCUGCAAUGAUGAUGUUCAGUAUUCUCUGCUUUUGCUUACCAGACACUACAUCAUGUGUCACAGUCUAAAUGGACAGUUUAACUGUGACUGGUGUGAGUUUACUACUGUGGAUGCAGGAACAUUCGUCCAGCACAUCCAUCAUCAUAAUGAGAGUCCUUGGAAAUGUUCAAAAUGCAGACAUAUCAGCUUGAACGAAGAGGAUCAUCAGAGGCACGUGAAAGCUCACUCAGGUACAUUCCCCUUCACUUGUCAGAUCUGUGGAUAUGGUGCGGCAAGAAGUGAGUACCUGAAAAAACACGCUGCAGCUGUUCACAAACAGGAGGCUGAGAGAAGGAAUGCAUGGAAGGCUAUCGAGGACAGUGGCACGCCAGCAAAUUCAUCUGCAACCUUAAAACUUUUGCUGAAAAAGAGUGGUGAAUCACAAGAGACUCAGAGGAUAUCAAAACUGAACUGUCUUUCUGGGAGUUUAACAAACCAAAAUGGCAGGAUAAUCAAACCAGAGUUGUCCUUAGAGGAGACUCACCACUUUGCGGAUGGGACAGCAGCAAAAAAGGACAACAACAAUUGGAGUAAAGGCUCUCAUAACACAGAGCAGACAACACCAGUAAUGUUACAGGAAUGUGACAACUCUACAAACUCUGAUGCUGCAAGUCACACAAAUCCUAAUGGACUGACUGUUCUGAUGGUUAAGAACAAAAUUUCUCUUCCCCCCAAUUGUACAACCAAAGUGAUGGGGUUCAAAAUGGUUGAUGGGAAAAAGCAUUUAGUUCUGAAAGUAAUCCCAACAGCAAAACAAGAUUCAUCCAUUCAGAACCAUUCCUCAGUUGAAGAUGUGGGCUUCUUGGCACCAAACCCUGUUUUGGAUAAAAGUAAAGACUCUGUUGAAAAUGGGGAAUGCUUUGAUAGCAAGAGCUCCACGUCACAUUGCUUUGCUGUUUCACCCAGAGGUGGAUCAUGCAUACAGAUGGAUCAAGAUGAUAUUCUGGCAGUAAAGGUAAAGAUUGAAGAGGAAGAAACCUCUGUUUGCAACCUUGAUCCCACCCACGUCAGAGAUGAUGUUGGGGAACAAACUAAUUAUUUAGUAAGUUUGUCUUCAACUUGUGCAGAAACAUUAUAUCCCAUGACAAAUGAGUCUGAUCAUGUGGGUGACCAAAGUCACUCAAGUCAAACAACCUGCUCAGAGAGAAAUACAUUUGGUAAUAGCUCAGUCUCUGCAACGUCAAAUUCUGAUGCAACCAGCCAUAGUGGUUCUAAAAUCAGUAAUACUUUAACAAUGUGUGCUGGUAAGGUCACUGGUUUAUCUUCAGCUUUAGAAGUUGCUAGAGAAACAUUGCUUUCUGAAUCAGUCUCAAGAAAAACUGCUGAGAACUGUGGGGCUGCAAAUGAGUUAUCAUUUACUGACACAGUGGCAGAUCAACUCACUGAUGAACAUGAAAGGAACUCUUCUAACUGUGAUGACCAAUCUUCUCAGAGUACUCCAGAAAAGACUAAUAGGGUCAGAACUGAGAUUAAAUGUGAAAAUGGUCAGCAAAAUUUUAAAAAGCUUUCAACAAAUUGGGUACCACUAUCAGAGUCAUCCCCACCCACUUCAGGUAGUCACAGAGAUAGUGACACGGGCCCCGAAAACUGCACUCAAAAGUCACUCAACCAAGAAGUAUUUAACUUUCACAACUAUUCCAAGGAAACAUUUGGUACUUUACCUAACACUACCCAAAGCUUUGACAAUAUGUCUGAACACUUGGCUGACAAAGAAAGUAUUUGCGAAUCAUCACAGUUUAGCUUGACAUUGGCAGAGUCUCCAGAACCGCUCAUGGAAAGUGGAAAUGGAGAAGAAGCUCAAGAAAAAAAUCGAGAGGGCAUGAGGAAGGUGUCAGAUAGUGACAUUGAGGUUCAUGAGUGCAUAGCUAGAAUUGACGAUCCUCCCACAGAAGAUGAAAAUCCUGAGUCGGUGCUCCAAGACUUUAAUAUAAUUAAAAUUGAAGAGGAUAGUAUUCCUAUAUCAAAAAAACAGUCAGAAACAAAGAAUAGUUCUAGUUCCUUUGGCAGUUUUGUGGAAGAACAUUCAGAUGCAAUCAUUACCCAACAACUUAAUAAGGAAAGAAUAACGUCUUCAAGUGCAAACAGUGAUUCCUUGAAACAAACAAAAACGACUCUACGAAUUCUUCAAUUGCCAGAGGGUAAACAGCAGGUACUCCUGAGGACUACUGAGAAUCGAUUUGCCAUGCCAAUGCAGGUCAAGACAACUCCAGGUUUCAAACUGAUAACCAAUUCUGCAAAUCCUCAAAUCAACGUAUCUUACAUGAAGCCAGGUGUAGAAAGAUCAAGUAACCAAACUGGUGUAACUUUUACUCCAAACAGCAGGAGGCUAGGUGUAUCAACACCAAAGACAGGAGCUGCUGAAAAAGGGACAUCUCUUCUCUCUGCUGUUCAACCAGGUCUUGGCACCACCUCAAAUCACUACCUUAUCAACAGCCCAGGUUUUAAGGGUCCUGUACUCCUUUCAAGCACACCACAUAAUACACCUACAGACAGAUCAUCAAAGACACAGCCUACUUGCUACUUGGUACAGAGGUCUGUUCCAUUCGCUCACACCCCCAGUACUCCUGGUCUGAGACUGGCAAGUACACAACUCCCACUGAACUCACGGCCAGUUCUGGCCAUGCCAUUGAGCUCUGCAGACAAACCAAGCACUGUGCAGCCUGGUCGUCAAGCAUUCUUGCUUCGGUACAUUUCUCCACCCAAAUCAGGCCUACUUCUGAACAACCAAGAGGCAAAGACUGGGGCUCAGUGUAGCCAAACCAGUGAAAGUACUGGAAACAAAGUCAUAUUUAAAAUUGUCACCCCUACCGGUAGCCUUCUUACCAGUGGUGGUCAAACCUCAAGCAGUCAACCUUUGUUUUUGGCCACCAGACCUCAGACCCAGUGUUUUCUGGUGUCAUCAAACAAAAGUAGUACAAAUGCCUCCAAUGGAGUCAAGAAAUUGAUUACCAUACAAAAUACUGCACAGAAAGAUGUCAAGGAGUCUUGCAUUUCACCCUCUCAGAUGAAUGUAAAGGUACAACAAUGUGAAGCAGAGAAACCUAUUCUUGCCCCAAGGCCAAUUCGGCCUCCAAGCCAAAGGAAAAGGCGCAGGAAACCAUUAUUUGAUGAACUUCCAGCACCGGUGCAUAAAGCUAGAAGACUCACAAAUAAAGUACUGACUGAGAAAGAGACUGCUGUCUUAUGGAAGCCUGUUGCCAAAGAAGUUGAAAGAACGCUGAGACUUGCCCCAUUCAACUCUGUACAGCAGAUCAAAUGUCCUCGUAGAUACCAACCUGUUGUGGUGCUCAACCAUCCAGAUGCUGACAUUCCUGAAGUGGCCAAUAUCAUGAAGGUAGUUAACAGGUACAAAGGUGCUGUUACUAAGGUCUCUUUGUCUCAGAAAACGAUCCAAGCCCUCUCUGAGCUUGGUGCUCCAGGGAAGAAUUACUCAACCAAAAGUGUGUCUUCUCACAUUGAUGAUCCAAGACCUCGGCCAGUUCAGAGUUCUGUCCGAGAGCGAUUCCUUUUGAAACUAAAGUUAAGGAAAAAAAGCAAAAAAAAGUAUGAGGUAGUGGAAACUUUAUCAGGUUGUAGACAAGAAUCUGUGGUGUUUGACUGCUGGUUUUGUGGUCGACUCUUCAACAGCCAAGAAGACUGGAUUGGACAUGGCCAGCGGCACCUCAUGGAGGCAACUAGAGACUGGAAUAAACUGUUCUGAAGGUUUUCCAUCACCUUUUAAAUGGCUUGAUAUUCUUUCCUUUUAGGUGGAACAAAUGG
Molecule: messenger RNA, 4408 nt
Organism: Seriola dumerili (greater amberjack)
Lineage: Eukaryota; Metazoa; Chordata; Actinopteri; Carangiformes; Carangidae
Product: zinc finger protein 518A
Exons: 2
Coding region: 168-4349 (1393 amino acids)
Biological process (GO): regulation of transcription by RNA polymerase II
Cellular component (GO): nucleus
Molecular function (GO): RNA polymerase II transcription regulatory region sequence-specific DNA binding; DNA-binding transcription factor activity, RNA polymerase II-specific
Source: RefSeq, a predicted model, not a curated record